GCCAUCGACAAGUGGGUUCAAAUUUUAAAAAAUUGGCGUCAAACAGUCAGUUAUAAUUAUGGAAUUGAAGAAAUCAAUAGCAAAGACCAAUUAGAAACGGAGAUAAUAGAAUUUAUAUUAGGAAUACGACAA
Messenger RNA from Racocetra persica, 132 nucleotides. NCBI's taxonomy places the organism in Eukaryota, Fungi, Glomeromycota, Glomeromycetes, Diversisporales, Gigasporaceae. The record is from the annotation of a GenBank genome assembly.